AUGGUAAAAAAACAAAAAAUAAAAAUGGUGCCAGCACAGCCAAUUACAAACCAUGGACUCAAAUGGCAAGUAACCAUUUUCAUCUUAUUUUCUUGGCUGCAUCAUUCAGGUUUUGGUCAGAUUCACUAUUCUAUUACAGAGGAAAUGAGGAAAGACUCUGUUAUAGCAAAUAUUACAGAUGACCUUGGAUUUGAUAUUAAGCAGCUCUCAUCUAGAAAACUAAGAAUUGUAUCCAGAGCUUCAGAGAAAUAUUUUUUUAUCAGUCUUGAUAAUGGAAGUCUAUUUAUUAAGGACAGGAUAGACAGAGAGACAUUGUGUGGGGCAGAAUACUCCUGCUACAUUACCUUUGAUAUUGUGAUUGAAAAUCCAUUUCACAUAUUUAAAAUCAAAGUAGAAAUUCAGGAUAUUAAUGACAAUUCUCCUACAUUUUUCCAUGAGACCUUCUCUGUUGAGAUUAUAGAGUCAGCUUUACCAGGAACAAGAUUUGCUCUGCAAAGUGCAGAAGAUCCAGAUACUGGUAUGAAUUCAGUGCAGACAUAUAAACUAAGUGAUAACCAGUAUUUUAUAGUAAGUGAAAAGGUUAGACCAGAUGGCAGUAAAUUUCCAGAACUUGUGUUAGACAAACCCUUGGAUAGAGAGGCAGAACAUAUACACAUAUUAACUUUAAUAGCUAUGGAUGGAGGGGACCCUAUGAGAUCUGGAACUGCUUCAAUAAGCAUCAUUGUUACUGAUGCUAAUGAUAAUUUCCCAAUAUUUGGCAAAGAGAUUUACAGGGUCAGUAUACAAGAAGACAUACCUAUGGACACUACUAUAGUAAAUGUUAAUGCCACAGAUAAGGAUGAAGGCAUAAAUGCUCAGAUUACAUAUUCCUUUAGUAAAACUUCAGAUAACAUACAUCAUACUGGCAUGUUUAUUAUUAACUCUAUAAAUGGAGAUAUUAAAACAAAUAGAAAUGUAGAUUUUGAGGUGACAAGGAAUUAUGAACUAUCUGUGCAAGCAAAAGAUGGAGGUGGUUUAAUUUCCCACUGCAAAAUAUUGAUAGAAGUUAUAGACAUGAAUGACAAUGACCCACAGAUAGUAAUUAGCUCCUUAUUAUCUCCGAUCCAGGAGGACGCCAAGCCAGGUACAAUGAUAGCUUUGAUAGAAGUGCAUGACCAAGAUACUGGAUUCAACGGAGAAACUGACUGUGAAAUUGUUGAAAUUGUACCUUUUAACUUGAAAUUGUCAUCUGACAAUUAUUAUACAUUAUCCACAAGCAUGACUCUAGACAGAGAACAACAAGCCUAUUAUAAUAUCACAAUUGAGGCUACUGACAGAGGAUCUCCCCCUUUAUCCAAUAGAAGGACCAUAGGAUUGGAGAUUGCAGAUGUAAAUGAUAAUCCGCCAGUGUUUAUCACAUCUAAAUAUAGUGCAUACAUUCCCGAGAACAAUUUACCAGGAGCUUCUAUAUUUAGUAUAAAAGCAAUAGAUCCAGAUAUAGGAUACAAUGCUAAAAUUAUUUAUACAAUUUCAACCAAAGAUACAGAAAACCUAUCUAUGUCAUCUUUUUUUUCCAUGAACAUAGAGACAGGAGUUCUUUAUGCCCAAAGGUCAUUCGAUUAUGAACAGAACAAGAGUUUUGAAAUACAAGUAAAUGCAAAAGACAAUGGAUCCCCACCUCUGGACAGUAAUGCGACAUUGGUUAUUAACAUAGUUGAUCAGAAUGAUAAUAGCCCAAACAUUUUGUAUCCAUCUACAGAAAAUGGAUGGCCAGGUGGAUAUGAAAUGGUUUCUAUCACGGCUGAACCAAGAUCUUUAAUAACAAAGGUGGUAGCAGUGGAUCCAGACUCCGGUCACAACUCCUGGCUCUCCUAUCAUUUCAUACAUGUGUCAGAGCCAUCAUAUUUUAUUAUUGGUGAGCACACAGGAGAAAUAAGAACAACUCGGGCAUUUCAAGAAAAGGACACACUGAAGCAAAAGGUUGUGGUGAUGGUGAAAGACAAUGGAGAACCAUCUCUCUCAGCUACUGUAACCAUAAAUGUUUUUUUGACAAAUAAUAUUCAAGUGGCUCCAAAACUCACUAACCAAAUUGAAAAUGAAGACACACAAUCAAAUUUACACUUAUAUCUAGUAAUAGCGCUUGCUCUGAUUUCCUUGUUAUUUAUUUUCACUGUCAUGAUUGUUAUAAUAUCAAAAUGUAAAGAAUCUAAAUCUUUAGAAACAACAUUUGGAGCAGUAAGUACAAACUUAUAUCCUCAAAUUGACUCCAGAAUGCUCUCCUUGUACAGUGAUGGAAGUUUACCCUUUCCCUUCUCAUACAAUGUUUGUGUGGCUUUGGAUUCAACUGAAAAUGACUUUGCUUAUGUUAAGCCACAGCAAAAUGUUCUUGUGGAUAACCUUCUUGAUGCUGAUGAUUCAGGACUAGGAGAUGAAAGUUUAAAAGAAGCAUCACCAACUAGUGAACAGAGAAGUCGCAAAGUGGCCUUUUGUGCAAAAAUGGACAGCUGGUGGUUGGGACAAGAAAAACCUUUAGAACGUGAGUCACAGAAUAUUCAUAAAUUAACUCUAACAACUUUGAAUGGAGGCAACUCUAUAAGAUCAGACAUGGCAUUGAUAAAAAUUAUUGUUACGGAUGCCAAUGAUAAUUCCUAUAUUUACCCAACAGUUAUAAAAAAUUUUGAAUUGGUAAAGAAUUAUGAGCUCUCUUUACAAGCAAAGGAUGGCGGAGGUCUUGUUGCUCAUUGUAAAGUAUUGCUAGAAGUUACAGAUAUAAAUGAUAAUCCGCCAGAGAUAUCUAUCACAUCAUUAUCAACUCCAAUUCCUGAAGAUGCUGCACCAUGUGCAGUGGUAGCAGUAAUUGAAGUUCAUGAUCAAGAUUCUGGCGCAAAUGGAGAAGUGGAUUGCAAACUAAUGGAAGAAUUAUCAUUCAAUUUAAUCUUAUCAGAUGACCAUAAUAAUUUACCAGGAGCUUCAAUCUACACUGUAGAAGAUUCAGAUCCUGAUACUGGUGAUAAUGCUAAAAUAAUCUAUUCCAUUUCCACAAUUAAUAAAGAAGAUCCUCAAUUUUCAUCUUAUAUCUCCAUUAAUAUAGAGACUGGAGUCAUCUAUGCUCAGAGAACAUUUGACUAUGAGCAGCUAAAGGAAUUUGAAAUUCAAGAGAAGGACAUAUUGAAGCACAAAGUUGUGGUGAUGGUAAAGGACAAUGUAGAACCCACUUUUUCAGCUACUGUCACAUUAAGUCUCAUUGGUACAGAUAAUUUUCAGCAAUUGUUUCAAAAUGUAAGAAGUCUAAACCUUCAACAGCCUUUAGAUCUUUCAGUGCAAAUCUGUAUCCCAGUUGAUCCCAGGGUGCUAUCUAUGUAUAGUGAUGGAACAUUACCUCUGCCAUACUCCUACAAUCUUUGUGUGGCUUUGGAUCCCUCUGAAAGUGAUGUUAUUGCUCAAUCAGAUCAAAAUGUAUGUGUUCAUGAACUUAUUGAUGCAGAUGACUGUGGAAUUGGAGUUGAAAGUUUAAAAUAA
This is a messenger RNA of Bufo bufo (common toad), 3498 nucleotides long. Its product is annotated as protocadherin gamma-B5-like. The record is from RefSeq and is a predicted model, not a curated record. NCBI's taxonomy places the organism in Eukaryota, Metazoa, Chordata, Amphibia, Anura, Bufonidae. Bases 1 to 3498 code for a protein of 1165 amino acids. Gene Ontology annotation, biological process: homophilic cell-cell adhesion. Gene Ontology annotation, molecular function: calcium ion binding. Gene Ontology annotation, cellular component: plasma membrane. The transcript is spliced from 8 exons.